Messenger RNA from Colletotrichum lupini, 2727 nucleotides. RefSeq lists its product as uncharacterized. Bases 1 to 2727 code for a protein of 908 amino acids. Lineage: Eukaryota; Fungi; Ascomycota; Sordariomycetes; Glomerellales; Glomerellaceae. The transcript is spliced from 16 exons. The record is from RefSeq and is a predicted model, not a curated record.
AUGGGCAGCUGGGCUCCGUGGUCGGAGGCAGGGGCGGUCGCAGCCACACUUGGGGGCAGGAUAUCGGGAGCUGCUGGCAGAAUAUCCUCGCCCUUCGGAAACCUCAACGUCAGAAGGGCUGCCAUCAGUCUCAUCCCCAGGCCAGCGGGUGGUCCUGGUCCCAGUCGUUCUUUCAUGAUGGAUCCUAGCAACCUGGUCGGAUGCAGUCCAGCAAACCAAGACAACAACCGCGCCGAUGCUCAUCACGAGCUGGCGGCCAACCAGUCGAAUCGCACUUCCAACGUCGACGUCUCCGAAGGUUGCACUCUUGAGAAAAUAAAAAUCGGGCCCGCAUCCAACUACGUCACGUCUCCCCCCAAGUCGAAACCCCCGGCCGUUGCUCCCUUGGCCCUUGCAUUUCGUAUACCCCUUGGCCUUGCGCCUUCAAUCGGUCCAUUUGGGGUUGGGAUCGACUCUAGAAACACCUCGCAAUCAACGCCCAUUUACUGCCAGCAUUGCUCUUCAGGAGAAGGAGGGGUGCCUAUGCACCUGUGCACCUAUACAACAGCAACAAAACCAGCAAAGUUGGGGAAUGUUGCGGCGGCGAUGGAUGGACGCGCCGGCAAGGAAAAGGAGAAGGUGGAAGCUAAAAGAAACGCCGUCACCUUGCCGGCAUCUGUCGUGCCACCACCAGCAAUCCAGCCAUCAUCCUUGGUUUCCAUUGGGAAGAGGAACGAGCAGUGCUGCGGGAAGGAACAGCAACGGUGGCUCAUGUUCGGCAGACUUUUCGCCUCAUUGUCGUUCCUCGGCCCCUCUUCCGUCUCAUCAUUGCUGUCAGACUCAGACUCCCGUCAGACUGCAGUACUGAGAGAGUGGAAGAGAUUCAGUAUAUACAGGACUGCUGCAGCUACCUACAAGCUGACAAGCAUUCCCGAGCAUGAAAUUGUAAGGCCCAGAAGCAGAGAGCUACUGCCGCUCAGUACCUCUUCCGCAGUCCCGUCAGACUCCAGACAUCUCAAGAAACGACAUUGGCUUGUUAGUGGCGCCGCCUGUAUCACCCUCCACAUCUAUGCGAGACGCCUUCCGUACCAGCUGGCAGCCAAAUCUCGCCAGCUCCUCUCUCACCUAGGUCUCGUCAUGGACAGUCGACAGGCACCGCCAGUUCAUGACAUGAAGAACUAUUACAAGCACAUGCUUGCUCGUCCCUCUCGGAGCUGCAAUUUUCACACGUUAAUGGCCUGGAACCUGCUCACCACAUUCGUUCAGUCUGAUGUCUCGAGCUCGCCUGUCAUCGUCAUGCCCUCCUUCGUUGUCUUCUCUUUUUGUCCUCCCUCGCCUGAUCACAACGAAACCCUAUCCUACUCAUUCGCCGCACUAAUAGCCGCAGUAGCAACUCAAGAAAAUGGGCUUCCACCCGAGUUGUUUGUUGUUGCCUCUGGCCAAUUCGGAUACGGGGAUCCGCGGUGCACCCACCACGCCUCGCAUCGCUGCAUAACACAUUUGGCGGUGGACGGGAUGAAUGCACUCUUCCACUGUUGUCACAAAGGAAUUUGCCCCGAGCCCAGUGAGUCGCUGCUUACGCCUCGCUACGAGUCAAAAUCAAAUACCUGCUGUUGGGCGGAGUAUGGGUUCUACUACUCAGCACGCUUGCGGCCAGUUCCGAACCUCAGCCAUCAUCAGCCUCAAGUAUCUGUACUACUCUGCGUUACACAGACGGAGGGAUCCAACAAUGUCGACGACCUCUCUGCCCUACGCGCCUAUCAGUCGGCUCUACGCUCGUUUAUUUGCACUGCUUGGAGGGGCGGCAACCGGGCCCUCUCCACCUCACACGGAGUUUUGAACCUUCAACCUUCUGGCUUGGACAGCGAACCAACAUCCACGACCCGUAUCCAGUUCGGCCACUCUCCCAGGUUUCCCAGCCGUGGACAUGAGAUGACGCUUUUCAGCCUCAGGAACCAUGGCGAAAGAAGUCGCAAUCGUAUUCGCCUUCAGCCUUCAAUUACUUCAUUCCGCCCAUCAAAUGCUCGGACGAGAAGAACCAGGUAUUGGCUCCUGGAUGAGCGAUGCUUCAGUGCCGUGACUCCGAAUCCCGGCUCCGUUUACAGCCCUCUCCGGCGCGCCAACGCAUUCUUCCAGCGCGGGUGUCCCGACUGCAUGGUCGGCGAGCCCGUGUCUGCGGCGAGGCUGGGGCAUUCACCGUUGCGGCGCUGGUUGGUGGAACGAUACCGUCAGCCGUCGGCUAUUCCAACGACUGGUAACCAGCGAUUUCACACCGUCUUUCACUUUCCCCUGAGACCUCCACUGCAGCGGACUUUUGCGUUACAGAUGGGGUACGAUUUCCUUGCCAGCCCAGGAAAGCCACAGAUGGCAGGCCUCGGAAGCUUGUUUUCGCUCAAUGAGCAAUCAGGGCACCACCUUGCCCGGCAUAAGGAGAUCAUGUAUCAGACUGCGAAUGGCUCCCGGGCCCAACAUCGGAUGGAGGCCAUCCAUAGAGAUUCUGAACGUGAGGCGCGGGGUGCGAUGAGCUCGGCCAUGACAACAUCCCAACUUCCUGACUCGCGUACGCUUUGCCUCGGUAUUCUCGGUAUUGCAAGAAUACAAGUAUGCAAGGUCCCUCAUGCGCUUGGUGGCAGCUCAUCCGCGGAAAGAGAACAUCGGAUCGAAUAUUCGGCCAUUAAUGCUCCUGAUACCGUUGCGGAAGUACACAACGUAGACCAAAUCGGAGGCAAUGGGGCCUGGGCUGAGUAG